CUGCCUCCCUUUCUCCCGUCCACUUUCAUCUCAGCCAAAAGCUGCUGGAAAAGGAGAUUGUGUUUGAAUUGCUUCAGCUAAUCCUUGCUGCUUUCACUGCAAGAAGAACUUGUUUGCCAUGGUGAAGGAAAAAGUGGCCCACGCUCAGGAGCCUCACCACCCCUCCGAGAAGCCCGUCAUCCACUGCCACAAGUGCGGGGAGCCGUGUAAGGGGGAAGUGCUGCGUGUCCAGGCCAGGCAUUUCCACAUCAAAUGCUUCACCUGCAAAGUGUGUGGCUGUGACUUGGCACAAGGAGGCUUUUUCAUUAAGAACGGGGACUACCUCUGUACCCUGGAUUACCAGCGCAUGUACGGCACCCGCUGCAACGGCUGUGGGGAGUUCGUUGAAGGAGAAGUAGUGACAGCUCUGGGAAAAACUUACCACCCCAACUGCUUUGCCUGCACUGUUUGCAAGCGCCCAUUUCCACCAGGUGAUCGGGUUACCUUUAAUGGAAGGGACUGCCUCUGUCAGAUGUGUGCUCAGCCCAUGUCCUCCAGCCCGAAAGAAGUGUCUGCCUCAAGCA
Tinamus guttatus (white-throated tinamou) is the source of this 563-nucleotide messenger RNA. The record is from RefSeq and is a predicted model, not a curated record. NCBI's taxonomy places the organism in Eukaryota, Metazoa, Chordata, Aves, Tinamiformes, Tinamidae.